ACUCCCAGACCGAUAUUGACUCAACCAGCUGCAUCGACGUCCACGUUCCGGGACCAGACAAAUCGCCUCUUCCACUCGGACCGUGGCUGCUAUGGGGUCCGUGCGGACGGAGAGGGGCUGCCUCCCCUGCUGCAACUGUUUGGUGGCCGUGCCACAGGACAAGUACGUGGCAGUGGAGUACUUUGGCAGCUUCACGCAGACCCUACGCCCUGGUCUCAAUUGGGCGGGAUGCGACCUGGGAGGUCUUUGUGUGGCGCUCCGAUCCAUUUCUUCGCGCACGGAACAGCUGGAGGUCAAGGUGACCACCAAGAGCAAGGACAACGUCUUCUGCACGGUGCACAUCUCGGUACAGUUUGCCGUGAACCCUCAGCAAUGCGAAGAUGCGAUCUACAAGCUGGCCAAUGUCAGUGACCAGAUCGAUGCCUUUGUGGCCAACAUCAUCCGUAGCAAGGUGCCCAACAUGGACAUCGACGAUGCGUUCGAGGCCAAGGACGACUUGUCCUCAGCCAUCACCCAAGAGUUGGCAGCCACCUUAGCGCCUUUUGGCUUCGUGGUGCACAACGUUCUCUGUACCGAGAUCCGUUUGCACAAGUCGGUCAUGGACGCCAUGAACGAGAUCAAUCGACAGAAACGACUGCGAGAAGCGGCAAUCAUGGAAGCUGAAGCGCAGAAGAUCCGAGUGGUCAAGGCUGCUGAGGCGGACGCGGAAGCGGCCGAACUCCAGGGCGAUGGUAUCGCGCGCCAGCGGGGAGCCAUCAUCGAUGGCUUGCGGACGGCAGUCUUGGAGAGGACAGAUCACAAGGCGACCACAGAGGAGCUUUCAAAGUUGCUGCUGGUGACGCAAUACUUCGAGACCAUGAAGCAGAUAGGCUCACGGGAGAAUAGCAAGACCUUCGUCAUGCCCAAGGCCAACCCACUGGACUCCGAGAGCCAGCUAAGGAUGGGUUGGUUGCAGGCGAAAGCUGGACUGGCUGGACUCCAACGUGGCAGAGGUCCGGUUCAGCAGUCGAUGCCAAGGGACACUCGUACUUCCAGCCCGCCGGCCGUGAGUGGUGUGCCCGCUGGCCGCGCAGAACGCACGUCCUCGCCCGCUGUGAGCGCGCCCCGGCGGAGCUCGGGCGAGCGCCGUACCUCAGGGGAGCGGCGACCGUCCCAGCCACGGUCCACUUCUCCAGCUCCGCGCCCGGUGCCAGUGCAGCCUGCGGCGCGUCCGCCGGUGGUGCUUCAGAUCCAGGUGCCACCCGGCGCCCCGCCCGGCGCCACCCUGCAGUGCCAGGCACCUGACGGACGAACCGUGCAAGUGAGAAUCCCGCCCGGUGCACAGCCAGGUCAGUUGUUACAGAUUCAGGUCUGACCACCACGGUGAUGGGUGUUUCCGCUGUGCCUUUGCUUCGAUGACGAGAUAGUUGAUGGGC
Durusdinium trenchii is the source of this 1415-nucleotide messenger RNA. The record is from the annotation of a GenBank genome assembly. Lineage: Eukaryota; Dinophyceae; Suessiales; Symbiodiniaceae.